Molecule: messenger RNA, 1650 nt
Organism: Cynara cardunculus var. scolymus (artichoke)
Lineage: Eukaryota; Viridiplantae; Streptophyta; Magnoliopsida; Asterales; Asteraceae
Product: pentatricopeptide repeat-containing protein At5g65560-like
Exons: 1
Coding region: 1-1650 (549 amino acids)
Molecular function (GO): protein binding
Source: RefSeq, a predicted model, not a curated record
AUGAAGCUCUGCUCAUCCUCUCCGUUACAUCUCCGGCGACCCUUCUGCUCACUCUUCUCCGCUUAUUUCUCUACAGAAAUUAACCCCCCGCCACCGUCUCUACCGCCUCGUUUUCUGUACUUGCAAUCUGUACUCGAUCAAAUCAAACUUCUGUCCAGAAACCCCAACAAUUAUUCUUCUCUAACCACUCUAGAUUCAUUACUAGCCAAAACUCAUUUGUUAGAUUCUGCAACAUCUCUCGUUUUAAUCGAUUAUCUAUCCCAGAUAAAGAAGCUUGGCAGGAGCAAAACAAUGAUUUCACGUUUGAAAUCAAGAGGAAGUGUAAGUGAUCCCUUUUUAUACGGUUUAGUGUUUGAUUUUUUAGUUGAAGAUGGUACUAUUAAUGAUGUUGAGAACGUAUGGGCAGAAGUUGGUGGCUCAGUGAAAAGCUUUAAUUUCUCAAAUUACGUGAUUUUAGUGUGUAAAUUUGGUGGGGUUGAUGAAAUUAAGGAUGUUUAUGAGAGAAUUUUAAUGGGCGUUGCGAGUGUUUUGGACAGACAAAGCUAUGUUGCUUUAUCUGGGGCUUUAUGUAAUGUGAAUGAGGGAUUAUUAGCUAAAAAUAUUGUGAAGGAAAUGUAUGAAAGGGGUAUGGCAGUUGAUGGUUGGACAUACUUCUUGCUGUUCCAAUGUUUCUGUAGAAAUGGGGAUUUUGAUGAAGCUGAUCUGGUAUUGAGGAAACUUGUUAAAAAUGGAUUCAUCAUUGAUAUAUGUAUAUAUGGAAGCUUUCUCCAUGGUCUUUGUAAAUCGGGCAAACUUCGUGAAGCCAAUAAGUUGUUCCAAAAGUUAAUAAAACGGAGUCCUGUGAGAGGUUCUAAUGAGAGAGGUGUGGUGUUGAAGGAGGGGAGAAGAGCAAUCUUUCAAUUGAAUUGUGAGGGUGUUGUUCCAGAAAUGAUGGCCUACGAAUCUUAUUUUCGUGCUCUGUGUAACGCGGGAAAGCUUGAUGAGGCAGAAAUUUUGUUCAAGAAGAUGAUGAAGGGUAGAAUCUUGCCUGAGAUUUGUGUUUAUGGUUCAUUCAUAAAAGCGCUUAUUCGAGCUGGUAGGGAUAAGGAUGCUAUAAAGUUCUUUAAUGUUCAGAAGAAGAAGGGGUUGGUUCGAGUUGAUGAGAUAGGUAGACAUGUAAUUAUGGGGUUAUGUGAAAAGGGAAAAGCUGAUGAUGCUUUGAGGCUGUUUGAAGAGAUUGUUAUGGUUAACGGUUUUGUCAAUAGUUCAAACGUUUGUAAUUCUAUUUUGCAAAGUUAUUGGAAAGAAAGUAGGGUGGCCAAGGCCGAGCUCUUUUUUGAGAGAUGGCAGUUGCACAAAUAUAACUAUGGGAGACCUGAUGUAGUGACUUACACAAUCAUGUUAAAUGGAUAUUGCAGCCAUAAUGAUGUUUUAAAAGCACUUGUGGUGUUUGAAGAGAUGUUGAAGAGCAAAAUGGUGGUCAAUGGGGCAUUGUAUGAGAGACUUAUAAGAGGAUUAUGUGAUUCUGGACGGGUAAAUGAAGCCUUUCAAUACUUGAAUGACAUGAUUGAGAAUGGGCAUUUCCUUUUCUGCAAGAGAUGGCGAGCACUCUUCCGAUCAAUCCUGAGCAUUCAUGGUUUGAUUAAUCUUGAGGCUGUACAGAUGCAAUGA